CAGAGGCGCCCACUGCCCACAGCUGCCUCCCGCUGCUGCUGUUGCUGCUACAUGCAGCAGGCGGCGGGGGCGGAGGCACAGAGUGGCCUGUUGCAGGCUCACGCGUGACGUGGGUCUCUGCGUGACCACCCUGAGAAAGUGGCCAGGCGCCAGACAGGAAGACAGGGGCCUCUUGCUCAGAGGGGGAACAAUCUGGAAUGACCGAAAUACAUGCGUUCUAAGGAGAGAGAGAGGCUUUUAAAAGGUGUAACUAGCAUGGUCAAUGCAGGAGCGAUGAGCGGCUCUGGGAACCUGAUGGAUUUCCUCGAUGAACCCUUCCCUGACGUGGGGACAUACGAGGACUUCCACACCAUCGACUGGCUGAGGGAGAAGUCGCGGGACACUGACAGACACAGAAAGAUCACCAGCAAGAGCAAGGAGUCCAUCUGGGAGUUCAUCAAGAGCCUGCUGGACGCUUGGUCGGGAUGGGUGGUGAUGCUGCUCAUCGGCCUGCUGGCGGGCACAUUGGCCGGGGUCAUUGAUCUUGCUGUGGACUGGAUGACGGACCUGAAGGAGGGGGUCUGCCUGUCUGCCUUCUGGUAUAGCCAUGAGCAGUGCUGCUGGACUUCCAAUGAGACCACCUUUGAGGACAGGGACAGGUGUCCCCUGUGGCAGAAAUGGUCGGAGCUGCUGGUGAAUCAGUCGGAGGGCGCCAGUGCCUACAUCCUCAACUACCUGAUGUACAUCCUGUGGGCGUUGCUGUUUGCGUUCCUGGCCGUGUCCCUGGUGCGCGUGUUUGCGCCGUACGCCUGCGGCUCUGGUAUCCCAGAGAUUAAGACCAUUUUGAGUGGCUUCAUCAUCAGGGGCUACUUGGGGAAGUGGACCCUGCUGAUCAAGACAGUCACCCUGGUGCUGGUGGUGUCCUCCGGCCUGAGCCUUGGGAAAGAAGGGCCGCUGGUGCAUGUGGCGUGUUGCUGUGGCAACUUCUUCAGCAGCCUUUUCUCCAAGUACAGCAAGAACGAGGGCAAGAGGCGUGAGGUGCUUUCAGCUGCAGCUGCUGCUGGGGUCUCUGUGGCCUUUGGUGCUCCGAUCGGAGGUGUGCUUUUCAGUCUAGAGGAGGUCAGUUACUACUUUCCCUUGAAGACCUUAUGGAGGUCAUUCUUCGCGGCCUUGGUGGCAGCCUUCACGCUGCGAUCCAUCAAUCCCUUUGGGAACAGCCGCUUGGUUCUCUUUUACGUGGAAUACCACACACCCUGGUACAUGGCCGAACUCUUCCCCUUCAUCCUGCUUGGGGUCUUCGGGGGCCUGUGGGGAACCCUCUUCAUCCGCUGCAACAUCGCCUGGUGCAGAAGGCGCAAAACCACCAGGCUGGGGAAGUACCCGGUGCUGGAGGUCAUCGUGGUGACUGCCAUCACUGCCAUCGUCGCCUACCCCAACCCCUACACGCGCCAGAGUACCAGCGAGCUCAUUUCCGAGCUGUUCAAUGACUGUGGGGCCCUGGAGUCCUCCCAGCUCUGUGACUACAUCAACGACCCCAACAUGACCCGGCCCGUGGAUGACAUUCCAGACCGGCCAGCUGGAGUCGGUGUUUACACGGCCAUGUGGCAGCUGGCCCUGGCACUGAUCUUCAAGAUCGUCAUCACCAUCUUUACCUUUGGCAUGAAGAUCCCAUCAGGUCUCUUCAUCCCCAGCAUGGCUGUGGGAGCGAUGGCAGGCAGGAUGGUGGGCAUUGGUGUGGAGCAACUGGCUUACCAUCACCACGACUGGAUCAUCUUCAGGAACUGGUGCAGACCCGGAGCAGACUGUGUCACCCCAGGACUUUAUGCAAUGGUGGGGGCUGCAGCCUGCCUAGGUGGUGUCACCAGGAUGACAGUGUCCUUGGUGGUCAUCAUGUUUGAGCUGACGGGUGGCCUGGAGUACAUCGUGCCCCUGAUGGCAGCGGCUGUGACCAGCAAGUGGGUGGCCGAUGCCUUUGGGAAAGAGGGCAUCUAUGAAGCCCACAUCCACUUAAAUGGGUACCCGUUUCUGGAUGUGAAGGACGAGUUUACCCACCGCACGCUGGCCACUGACGUCAUGCGGCCCCGGCGGGGAGAGCCGCCGCUGUCGGCCCUCACACAGGACAGCAUGACGGUGGAGGAUGUGGAGACGCUCAUCAAGGAGACGGACUACAAUGGCUUCCCCGUGGUGGUCUCCAGGGACUCUGAGCGCCUCAUCGGGUUCGCCCAGAGGCGGGAGCUGAUUCUUGCAUUAAAGAAUGCCAGACAGAGGCAGGAGGGUAUCGUGAGCAACUCCAUCAUGUACUUCACGGAGGAGCCCCCUGAGCUGCCGGCCAACAGCCCGCACCCCCUGAAGCUGAGGCGCAUCCUGAACCUCAGCCCCUUCACAGUCACCGACCACACCCCCAUGGAGACAGUGGUGGACAUCUUCCGGAAGCUGGGGCUCCGGCAGUGCCUGGUGACACGGAGUGGGAGACUUCUUGGCAUCAUCACAAAAAAGGAUGUUCUGAGACAUAUGGCCCAGAUGGCGAACCAGGACCCCGAAUCCAUCAUGUUUAAUUAGCAACAAGGUGGCAGUUAUUUUGAGAAAAACACUGACUGUGUCAUUAUAAAAGAAAUAAACAAAUGAUAUGUUAUAACCCACUGAAAGAGCAUGAGCUGGGGGCAGCAGAAACAAAAGCUUUGUUUGAAAACAGGGGAAGAAGGAUAAAACCUUUUCUUAAAAAACGACAACAAAAACCAUCAAUGAGAAGACAUUUUAGAGCUCUGGCGGCUUGUGAGAUUCAAGCUGGGUUUCUCAGUGAGUUUACUGUGUGCUGGGGGUAUGUGGGCGGGGGUAAAAGAUGUGGUUUGUGCAAGGACGUGGAACAUGGACGCUGAAUCAAGACACUUUCACCCCUUCCGCUCCAGGCUGAUGUUUGUGACUGAGGAACGCAUGUGAAGCUUUGAGUCCAAAAGGCAGCAGGGUAUCUGGGGGCCAGUGUCCUUAUUUAUUGGUUCCCGAAGUCUUGCUGCUAUGUUCCUGAAUCCUACUGAAGUCAUUUGCACUUACUUUGUUGGAAAACAAAGAGAAAUUAAAUUUGAACACAGUGAAACCUGCAAGUAUGCCAGUGGGUCCACUCAUGACCGUCCCAUUUCUCGCUCCUGUCCUCAGGCUCCCUUUUGCUUUUCCAUCAGCUCGUGAACUGACGUCAGGAGCACCGCCAUGAUGAGUGUGAAGAAACUCUUUCUCCGUGCAAAACUGGCAUCUUGGGACUGCUCGAUUAACUACGGGGGCAUUUAAUGCUACUCUGGAUUUCGCCUCGUGUGAAAGGAUGCGUCUUUGUUUUGAGGGUACACGUACUCCAUCUGAUUUGCAUCCCCAUUGCAUUUGCUUCGUUAAUUUAUUGCAGUUACCUAUGCAUUCUUCAAUAUUGAACAGGCUGGCACUCUCCAUGGGCUAUAGCCUGUAUGCUCCCAGCUUGCCAUAGCAUGCUUUAAUCUCCAAGUAGCAUAUGCAAGAGUCAAACAGGCGCCCCGGUGUUACCACUUAUUUUUCCUCUCAGGUCUUAUCAGAUACGGCUGUGGAGAGGAUGAGGCAUACGAGUUCUCAGUGGGAACUCCUCCAAAUGGAUUGCAAGGGAGAUACUAAAUUGAUUCUAAAUCUGUUCCAUUCUCUUCUCUGUAGGAUGCAAAACGUCCAAUUUUAAUGUAUAAGCAUGCACUUCCAUACAUGCGAUCACAGCACAGAAGGACAGACUUAAAUUUUAGAUAGCCAAUUUGAGCACUGGGCAUCUCUGCAUUUGGACUUAAUGACACAUUGAUUCUUUAGUCGAGACUCAUAUCUUCCUGCAGGAAGGAAUGAAGUUCUGUUUUAGGUCCACUGUGUGAUCUGUGUAAGAUUUAUCCCACUGGCCCUUUCCCUUUAGUCUUUGUCCCUCCGUCCUCACUGAAUCAUCCCCAUCCUUUUCAGUCUCAUCGUCAGUGGAUACUGGUGUAUUAGUGCGGUGUGCAUUUGUCUGCAAAUAACAGAAACCCCAACAAACAGUGACGGGCCGUAGAAGAAGCCUGAGAGGUAGGCACUCCAGGACUGAGUCCAUAAUAUUAUCAGGAACUCAUGCUCUGUUGGUAUUUCUUUUCCACCAUCUUUACCCAUUGUCCUUUGGCUUUUGUUGCCUCCUAGUUGCAAGGUGGUGACUGGACUGCUGAGUGUCAUGUCUGCUUUCUAAGUGGAAGAGGGAGGGAGAGGCAAGUAACAGGACGCAGUGUCUAGAUCAGGAGGAUGAAGCUUUCUCAAGACGUUCAGUUCAUCCACUGACUAGAAUUCUGCCACGUGGCUCCCCUAGCUGCACACAGUCUGAGAAGGACUAUUACUCCCUGAGCAAAAUUCAGAUGCUCUUAAGGAGUGGGGACUGGUCCCUGGGAGGGGAGUAUGUGAACUGUGGUGAACACCAUCAUUGUGCUCCUGUCUUUGCCCUCCUGACUUUACUCCCCCUUUCUCGAUGAGCCCCUCCGAACACUCUGCUAACCUUCUCGCCCAACUUCUCUUCUCUCACAUUCAACUUAGGACUCCCAGUCAGAAUCAAUCAUUCCUUAGCCCAGGUAAGAAUUUUCAUUUUGGAUCAAAACUGAGCUACAAAGGUUUCUAUGAAACUUGUGGUUGCUGUAAGAAAAUACAUUUCCUCUGGGUUAAGAAGAUAUGAAGUCAGAUGCCACACUGUGGAAAAUUCAUUUCUAUAAUUAAUUGGCAUUCUUAAAAAUAACAUCAAAUAGCUACUUCAGUGUGAAACUAUCCAGUGGGUGAAUAGUAGAGAAUUUGAUCUUGGGUCCUGUGAUCAAAUGAUACCCGUUGUCUUGUUCGCAGCACGAACGCUUUAAGCAACAACUGAUCCUAAUGUUACUGUUGUUAUUUGGGUUUCCAGGGAACAUUAGCCAGUGAAGCUGGGUUCUCCUGGCCUUUAAAUCCUAAAAGGUUCUAAAGAGUGCUUCCUGUGGUUCCCCUCUUACCCUGUGUGACUCCCCUCAGAGCCAGCCUUUGAUGGGAAAGAGGGGACUAGUCAUACCGUCCAGGAGGCUCUUCUAGCUGAAAUAAGUAGCUUCAAAAGGGAACACAAAACAGUGAAAAGAUAGCCAAAGGUCAGUGAAGCCACAGAAUGCCCUUCUAAUCCAGCUGAGGCCAUGAAGGGGGAUGAGGGGAUGGUUUACUCCGGGCCAAGGUCACUGAGGAGUUGUGUCCUCCUCCCCAAGUGCUUAGCAGAGAGGUGUCCGUGCAUUUGUGGGAAAUAGUUGGAAGAGUUACUUGACCGAAAUAGCCCAGUCUUACUUUCCUUUAAUCUGUUAUGGGGUCGAGGUUGUCCUCAGUCAGAAGGCCAGGGUCAGGUGAAGGUCAAGGAUGCGGGGAGUGUGCAGUGGUGACUGCCAUAGCCAGUUACCCUCCUUCCACAGAGCCCUAACUCAGCCACGUGGCCCACCUGGCACACAGGUAUCCGAUUAAGUCCAUGGAGAAAUGCUGCCACGCUCAGCCCCACUCUUUCUUGUAAAAGUACAUGAGCAGGGAUUCUGUGGGUCUUAGCUAUAUCCAGGUGCAGAACUGCAGUCCACUUCACCUGGUGAUCUGGAAACAGAAUUAGGGUGUGGAGGUGAAAUACAUCUCUUUCAGAAUAACAUUGUUUUUCCCUUUUCCAGAACCAAAGCCUUUAGACAUUUGUAGAAUUUUCUGGGUUCUUUCUGAAUGUUUUUAGUGUAAAAAAAAAAUCACUCAUACAUAGUGGAAAAGGAAUUCUCUAAUAAGGCACAUCACCCGUUUCUUGCUCUUUCUCUGUUACUAAGGAAUGUGUUGUAGAAGGACACCAAAUAAAGGGUAUCCUGACAGUGAUGUGAAUUUCUUCUAAGUCUUUUUGAGUGCAUCUCCUGGUGUGGCUUGUGAGGAAAUGGAAGGGGGCUAGAAGUCAAUCACUCAAUAUUCAGCGCUUGACGGUACUUAGUAGAACCAGGCAGUUUCAAAGUCCUCUGGUACUUCCCAAAGAGUGUAUAAAGGAGAAGAUGUGUCCAUAGGUAGAUUUGGAUUCCUAAUAAAUCAAAGAAACAGAAUUUUCGAGCAGUUUGUUUCGCUUAGGUGAGAACUGAUUGCUUUAAAUUACCAGCAUGUGCAAAUCCUGCUCAGUAUUCAUGAUCAGAUGCUGAGCUGGAGAAGACGCGGAACCCAGGGAGAACUAUUGAAUGACCACGUAAUUGUAAUAUUACGCUUUCAUUUUAAUUUCUUGUGGGCAGUAUUUUAUCAGAACCAGCUUCUAACCUUUGAAAUGAUUUACAUGAGGAGGGAGCCUGUACAUCUGACUCGGGAAACAUUAACCAGACCCCACUUACACUGGCACAGUAAUAACUAUUUAUUUGCCAUCCUAGGAGUGCUAGGAAUGGGCCUACGUGUGACUUUUAUGAGAUAUAUUCACAUUCGGUGUUGGAAAGACCACAUAGCAACGUGUUAGCUUUUUUUUACCCUAACACCCUGUGUAAACGUUGACACCUUAUUAAAAAUGAAAUGUUUGAACUGUAUUUUUAAAAAUAAAAUGAGCACAGAGUCCUGCACAGGCACGUUGUAAGUGGAGGAGAUACUGUUUCUCAGCAUGUUUGUACCACAACCUCUGGAAACUUGAUCCCAGUGACUUUGCUGAAGUAACCAACAAAAUUAAAGACCCAUCUUAAGGUUGUCA
Tupaia belangeri chinensis (Chinese tree shrew) is the source of this 6664-nucleotide messenger RNA. RefSeq names its product Cl-/H+ antiporter 4 (gene CLCN4). Gene Ontology annotation, biological process: chloride transport; transmembrane transport. The transcript has 12 exons. Bases 211 to 2538 code for a protein of 775 amino acids. NCBI's taxonomy places the organism in Eukaryota, Metazoa, Chordata, Mammalia, Scandentia, Tupaiidae. Gene Ontology annotation, cellular component: early endosome; plasma membrane; synaptic vesicle. Gene Ontology annotation, molecular function: voltage-gated chloride channel activity. The record is from RefSeq and is a predicted model, not a curated record.